UAUUUGAUGUGACAAGGCUGAGCAGCCAAGGCCAUACUUUGGCUCUAAAUUUGGCUUUUCUCUAUAAGCUCCGCUUGGCCGCCACUCCAACAAGGAGGCUCGUGUUGCUGUUUCUAGCAGCCAAUGUGAUGCUUGCAACCUACCUAAACCAAUCAUGGUGGCGCCUCUGGAUCAACCCACCAUUCAUUCGUUUUGCCAAGCGAACAUUUUAUCGGCAUCCCGAGCUCCUUCCAACAAACAAGCCAGCCAUUGUGGCAGGUAGAACAUGGUUGAAAUGUUUAUUGGUAAGGUUCGAUGAACCGUCAGGUUGGAAGGACCCAACAUGUAGUAUGAAAGUGGGGUGAGAAGAUGGAGGGAGAGAGAACAAGUGCUGAAUGCAAGAAAGUACAUGAAAUAUAAUAUAGGAGUA
Molecule: messenger RNA, 409 nt
Organism: Umbelopsis ramanniana AG
Lineage: Eukaryota; Fungi; Mucoromycota; Umbelopsidomycetes; Umbelopsidales; Umbelopsidaceae
Exons: 1
Coding region: 129-344 (71 amino acids)
Source: RefSeq, a predicted model, not a curated record